Cyphellophora attinorum is the source of this 687-nucleotide messenger RNA. RefSeq names its product putative branched-chain-amino-acid aminotransferase. Gene Ontology annotation, molecular function: catalytic activity. Bases 1 to 687 code for a protein of 228 amino acids. Gene Ontology annotation, biological process: carboxylic acid metabolic process. The transcript has a single exon. The record is from RefSeq and is a predicted model, not a curated record. NCBI's taxonomy places the organism in Eukaryota, Fungi, Ascomycota, Eurotiomycetes, Chaetothyriales, Cyphellophoraceae.
AUGGUCGCUCGUUCUGGCUUGCGAGACGCGUAUGUCAUGUUGAUCUUGACGCGUGGUCUGCGCGGUGUCCGUGGCUCGAAGCCGGGAGAUCAUCGCAAUGCACUCUACAUGUUCGUCCAGCCCUUUGUCUGGGUCAUGACGCCGCAAGAGCAGCUCACGGGCGGCAAGGCUAUCGUGACACGGACCGUGAGACGAAUACCGCCUGGCUCUAUAGAUCCGACGGUCAAGAAUCUGCAGUGGGGAGAUUUCACGCGAGGUAUGUUCGAGGCUGCGGAUCGUGAGGCUGGACAUCCUUUCCUGACUGACGGCGACGGCAACUUAACGGAAGGAAGCGGAUUCAAUGUGGUGCUUAUCAAGGACGGCAUUCUGUACACACCAGAUCGAGGAGUGCUCCACGGAGUGACACGGAAAAGUGUGCUAGAGGUUGCUUCGGGCAUGAACAUGGAAACACGGGUCGAAGUCGUGCCCGUUGAGCUCGCCUACAUGGCCGAUGAGAUCUUUACUUGCACAACUGCUGGCGGAAUUAUGCCGAUCACCUCGCUUGAUGGAAAGUCGAUCGGAGAUGGAAAGGUGGGACCGAUUACAACAAAAAUAUGGGAUGCAUAUUGGCAGCUACACUAUGAUCCGAAGUACAGUUUUGCCGUGGACUAUUUUACCGGAUCGGACGCUCGGACUUCGAAGCUGUAG